This is a messenger RNA of Aphis gossypii (cotton aphid), 1835 nucleotides long. RefSeq lists its product as uncharacterized. The record is from RefSeq and is a predicted model, not a curated record. The coding region runs from base 372 to 1724 and encodes 450 amino acids. The transcript is spliced from 3 exons. Lineage: Eukaryota; Metazoa; Arthropoda; Insecta; Hemiptera; Aphididae.
CCCAAUUCUUAUCUAUCUCGAUGAUUUUAAUAUAAAUUCUUAUAGGUAAUAUCCCUGAAAAAGGAAUGACUGAGUCGGUCUCUCUCGCACAUAUAUUGGUUUCAAUACAUUUCAUUAAUGCGCGAUCUAUUUAUUUUAAGUCUUUGGUAUUAUGGCUCAACGGUCCGCCUAGCGGAUACCGUAAAAUGGUGGGGAGGGUUAUGGGCGUCGCCUAAUCUGUCGUCGUUGUCGUCGGUCGGGUAAUUUUGUUACAAAAUAUACUUGAGCUCACUAGUUCACCUACAAAUCAACUCAGUCUCGUUUUUGAGUCAUAGCUGUGCGGUACUGUGAAACUGUGGAAGAGAAUACAAUCGUCACUGUUCAUCUCGUGUAUGUCUCGUGUACUCAGCUGUAAAAUGUUUCCAUUGGCAAAAUUAGCUUACUACGCUUGCAGCGAUGAUGAAAAAUUUAUUUAUGACGAGUUGGAAACUUUAAAAAUUGACAUUCAACCCUGUUGUAUCGACAUUAUAAGAUACCAGCAAAAAAAGUCAACAUUAAAUAUUGGGGAAUAUGAUAUCGCUGUUCAAUUUAUGGAUGAUGAAGAUUACACGAUGAGCGAAAAAGCCGCUGCCAGUGGUCACAUAAUGUGCUUAGAGUUCGCUGAAGGCUGCGGGUUCCCGUGGACAAGAAGAGUACGUGCAAGGGCCGCCAAAAAUGCAAUUAAUUGCCGUAAUAACACUCGUUUUCGAUCAUUUGAUAGCGUUAUAUGCAAAGAAGCUGCAUGUAAUGGCCAACUGGAGUGUCUAAUGUACCUCUACAACAAUGGCUGUUUAUGGGACGAAGACACGUGUAGGGCGGCCGCGGAAGGUGGGCACAUGGACAUGCUGCGGUAUGCCCAUGAAAACGGCUGCCGUUGGGACCAGAACACGUGUUCGGGGGCCGCAAAAAAUGGGCAUAUGGACAUGCUGCGUUAUGCCCAUGAAAACGGCUGCCCGUGGGACGGGAGCACGUGUGAAGUGGCUGCGUUUUAUGGGCACAUGGACGUGCUGCAGUACGCCCAUGAAAACGGCUGCCCAUGGUACGAGGACACGUGUUCGGCGGCCGCGCAAAAAGGGCAAAUGGACGUGCUGCGGUAUGCCCAUGAAAAUGGCUGCCCUUGGAACGAGGACACGUGUGAAGCGGCCGCGUUUAAUGGGCACAUGGGCGUGCUGCAGUACGCCCAUGAAAACGGCUGCCCGUGGAACGAGGACACGUGUUCGGCAGCCGCGCAAAAAGGGCAUAUGGACUUGCUGCGGUAUGCCCAUGAAAAUGGCUGCGGUUGGGAUGAGAACACGUGUUCGGCAGCCGCGCGAAAUGGGAACAUGGGCAUGCUGCGGUAUGCGCAUGAAAACGGCUGCCCUUGGGAUGAGAACACGUGUUCGGCGGCCGCGCAAAAAGGGCACGUGGACGUGCUGCGGUAUGCCCAUGAAAGUGGCUGCCCGUGGAACGAGGACACGUGUGAAGCGGCCGCGUUUAAUGGGCACAUGGGCGUGCUGCGGUAUGCCCAUGAAAGUGGCUGCCCGUGGAACGAGGACACGUGUGAAGCGGCCGCAUUUAAUGGGCACAUGGGCGUGCUGCGGUAUGCCCAUGAAAACGGCUGCCCGUGGAACGAGAACACGUGUUCCCUGGCUGCAAAAUUUGGCUAUAUUGAUUUGCUGCGGUAUGCCUAUGAACGGGGCUGCCCGUGGGACAAAUAUUCGUGUUAACCGGCCGCGAAAAACGGACAAGGCUCAUGUCUGGAAAAUGGAUGCUUGGAGUUUGAGGUAUCCGUGCAAGAAUGGCCAGUAUUGCAAGAAUGACAAAAUUUGCAAAAAAGU